Knipowitschia caucasica is the source of this 1110-nucleotide messenger RNA. NCBI's taxonomy places the organism in Eukaryota, Metazoa, Chordata, Actinopteri, Gobiiformes, Gobiidae. The record is from the annotation of a GenBank genome assembly.
AUGGCAUCGGGGGAAACCUUGUACAUAGAGGCGGACGGGUCGGAGAUGCCUGCAGAAAUAGUGGAACUGCAUGAAAUUGAAGUAGAGACAAUACCAGUGGAGACUAUUGAGACUACGGUGGACGAGGAUGAAGAUGGGCAGCCUAUGAUCGCGCUGCAGCCUCUGGUCUCCGAUGACUCCAUGCAUCACCACCACCACCACCACCACCACCACCAAGAAGUUAUCCUCGUCCAAACGCGAGAGGAGGUCGUGGGUGGCGAUGACUCCGACCUGCACGGGGAUGGCAGCAGCGCUUUCGAAGACCAAAUCCUCAUCCCGGUGCCCGCUCCGGGAGUGGAGGACGAAUACAUAGAGCAGACUUUAGUGACUGUGGCCGGGAAAGGCGCGAUGAGUCGGGUGAAGCGAGCGGGAGGCUCCGGUGGCAAGAAAUCAGGCAAAAAGAGCUAUUUGAGCAACGCAGAGGCUGGUGCGCGCAAAUGGGAGCAAAAACAAGUGCAGAUAAAGACGCUGGAAGGCGAAUUUUCCGUCACAAUGUGGGCCUCGGGUUACUCUGAAGACAUUGAUCACGAGUCUGUGGUAGAGGAGCAGAUCGUCGGGGAGAACUCGCCUCCAGAUUAUUCCGAGUACAUGAUGGGGAAGAAGCUGCCCCCUGGUGGAAUUCCGGGAAUUGACCUGUCCGACCCCAAGCAGCUGGCCGAGUUUGCCAGGAUGAAACCCAGAAAAAUCAAAGAAGACGACGCGCCGCGGACAAUAGCCUGUCCUCACAAAGGCUGCACCAAGAUGUUCCGGGACAACUCUGCCAUGAGGAAGCACCUCCACACCCACGGGCCGCGGGUCCACGUCUGCGCCGAGUGCGGGAAAGCCUUCGUGGAGAGCUCCAAACUAAAGAGGCAUCAGCUGGUCCACACGGGAGAGAAGCCUUUCCAGUGUACUUUUGAAGGCUGUGGGAAGCGGUUUUCUCUGGACUUCAACCUGCGCACACACGUCCGGAUCCACACCGGGGACCGGCCCUACGUCUGCCCCUUCGACGGCUGCAAUAAGAAGUUCGCCCAGUCCACCAACCUCAAGUCCCACAUCCUCACACACGCCAAAGCCAAGAACAACCAAUGA